GCAACGCGGGUCGGGUUCAUUGGUCUCGGGGCCAUGGGCCUUGGUAUGGCAGGCAAUCUUUUGGCCAAGUCCCGCUACCUUGUCCGAGGCUACGAUGUCUACCCGCCCAGUGUGCAUAAAUUUGUGAGCCAGGGGGGCGGUGAUGCUAAAUCCGCCAAGGAUGUUGCAGAGAACAGCGAGUUGUUGGUCUGCAUGGUGACCAAUGCACAGCAAAUUGAGAGCGUUCUGUUCAAUGAGCAGGAUGGUGCCCUGCAAGGGCUAUCAAAUGGUGCGGCAAUUCUCAUCUGCUCAACAGUGAGCCCUACUUUUCAUGAGACCCUUCAGUCUCGCUUUACCCAAGCCGGGAGGUCAGAUAUCCUUCUAGUCGACUGUCCCGUCUCUGGGGGCACAAAGCGCGCCGCGGAUGGCACCUUGUCCAUUUUCGCGUCUGGAACAGCUGAAGCUCUGGCUAAAGCUGACGAGAUACUACACGACAUGUCUCAAAAUUUAUACAUCAUUCCUGGCGGUCUCGGCGCAGCCAGCAAGGUUAAGAUGGUCAACCAGCUUCUUGUGGGAACCCACAUCGCCGCUGCUGCCGAGGCCAUGGGUCUCGCCACAAAGGCUGGGUUGGAUACCCGCGAAGUCUACAAAAUCAUCACAAAUGCUGCCGGUAGCUCGUGGGCCUUUGAGAACCGCGUACCGCACAUGCUCGACGGAGACUGGACGCCUUAUUCGGCGCUGGAUAUUUUUGUUAAGGAUAUGGGAAUUGUAGUUUCAACAGCUCGCAGUCUGCAAUUCCCUGUCCCUUUGGCGUCAGUAGCGGAGCAGUUGUACAUCUCUGGGUCUUCCCAGGGUUACGGAAGGGAAGAUGACGCCGGCCUCGUCCGAAUUUUCCUUCCUGAAAAUCCCAAUGGCGUUCAGAUGAGCGCUAACCGAGCACCUCCGCAAACAAACUUGACGCCAGGUAGCACCCCGCUAGAGAUCUCCAAGAUUGGCAUGAUCGGACUAGGAGCCAUGGGCCAAGGUAUUGCAUCGUCACUGCUCCGGGCUGGGUACUCCGUCCACGGUUAUGAUGUCGUCGAGCGCGCCAUCGACAAGUUCCUGACGAACACUGGCAAAGCGGCCAAGGCUAGCUCUCCUGUCGAGGCAAUAGUCGGGGCGGAGCUUGUCGUCAUUAUGGUUCAAAACGCGGCGCAGGUUGAUGAUCUGCUGUUUGGGUCUGGGAAGGGAGCCGAGUCCCUACUACCAGGCGCAAUUGUGAUUCUCAACUCCACCGUCCCCCCUUCAUAUGUUAAGAGCUUGGCGAAGCGGCUGGAAGGUUUGGAGAAGGGAAUAUCCUUGAUUGAUGCUCCUGUCAGCGGAGGAGUCGCCAGAGCCGCAAAUGGAACUCUAACGGUAAUCUGCUCGGGAGAUGAUGCUGUGAUCUCGAAAACCCUAAGUCCUCUACUUGCAAUCACAGGUGUUGCCAGCAACCUGUGCCAUGUUCAAGGAGGCGUCGGUGCUGCUUCUUCAGUCAAGCUCAUCAACCAGCUACUCGCGGGUGUUCACAUCGCCGUUGCAGCAGAGGCAAUGGCAUUCGCUGCCCGUCUUGGCCUCGACACGCGGUCGCUUUUCGAAACCCUCAAAAGUGCCGCCGCUUGGAGCUGGAUGUUUGAGAACCGAGUUCCCCAGAUGCUUGAUGCCGACUGGACAGCUCACUCAGCCUUGGCCAUCUUUGUCAAGGAUCUGGGAAUCGUGCUGGACGAGGCCAGAAAUUGCCUCUACCCAGCACCACUUUCGGCUGCGGCUCACACCCUAUAUAUCUCCGGCGCGGCGCGCGGCCUGUCACACCAAUCCGAUGCCGGAGUUGUCCGUUUCUAUGAGUCGAUGACGGGUAUUACAGUUGCCGAGCAGGCUGGCUCUAAAGAUAAAGAGGGUUCUACUUCCACCAACGAGCCGUCUACCACUGUUGGCGUCCCGGCCAAAAAAGUGCCUGAACCGCUUCCUGCAAAACAAACUCUCGAUUCAUUACCAACCGAAUAUUCUACUGACGUCAUUACUUCAAUCCAAAACGUUGUCGACAGCAGGGAAGUACCUGUUCUAGUCGUUUUGGACGAUGAUCCCACUGGAACACAGACUUGCCAUGACAUUGACGUUUUGAUGACGUGGGACGCGCAGGCCCUGGAGUCCGAGUUUGGUCUUGACCCGAAAGGAUUUUUCAUCCUCACAAAUUCUCGUGCUCUCCCAUCCUCAGAGGCCCGGAAACUCAUUCUUGAGAUCUGCGAGAAUGUGAAGAAGGCGGCAGAGAAAACGGGAAAGUCUGUCGAAAUUGUUCUCCGUGGCGAUUCAACAUUACGUGGCCAUCUUCCCGAGGAGCCCGAGGCUGCCGAGCAGGCCUUUGGUCAGUUUGAUGGCUGGGUUAUUGCGCCCUUCUUCUUCCAGGGCGGACGAUACACCAUCGACGAUGUUCACUAUGUCAAGGAGGGAGAUGUCUUGGUGCCAGCAAGCCAAACGCCAUUUGCUCAGGAUGCUACAUUCGGUUACAAGAACUCCAAUCUGAGAGAGUAUAUCCAAGAAAAGUGCGGCUCCCGGUUCGACGACUCUUCAUUCGUCUCGGUAACUCUUGAUGAUAUCCGACUCGGUGGGCCAACGCGCGUCGCAGAGAGGCUCCUUGCCGCGUCCGCUGGGCCCAAGACCGUUUUUAUUGUCAAUGCUGCUGCCGAAUCAGACAUGCAUGUCUUCGUUUCCGGUCUGCUAAAGGCUGAAAAGGAGGGGAGACGGUAUCUUUUCCGCACCGGAGCGGCGUUUGUCUCGUCGCGACUGGGAAUAACUGGCAUUCCGCCACUUACACUUCAAGAUAUUCAAUCAUCACCCGUUGCUACUCCGCAGCCGGGCGGCUUGAUUGUCGCUGGAUCGUAUGUACCCAAAACAACGGCUCAGUUGAAAUCCCUGCGAGAGAAACGAGGGGAUCAGCUUUCUGUGAUCGAACUAGACGUCGCUGGGCUUAUCGCAUCAGCAGAGGCAGCGGAGGCGGUUACAUUAGCAGCUGCGAGCAAAGCGUCUGAGAAAAUAGCAGCGGGUCAUGAUGUUCUAGUCAUGACAUCGCGGGACUUGAUCAAAGGCCCCGAUGCACUCAGCUCGCUCAAUAUCGGUUCAAAGGUCGCCCACGCCCUGGUUCGUCUUGUGGAGGAGGUCCGCGUUCGACCACGAUAUAUUAUUGCCAAGGGAGGCAUCACGUCGUCUGAUACUGCAACCAAGGGUUUAAAAAUGAAGCGAGCAAGAGUAGUCGGCCAGGCUGCCCCAGGAGUGCCGCUCUGGAAGUGCGAUGAGGAAACGAGCCGUCAUCGGGGGGUGCCAUAUGUGGUCUUCCCUGGAAACGUGGGAAGCAAUGAGACACUCGCAGAUAUUGUAAAGGCUUGGUCAGGAGAAAAGGCCUGAAAAUCGGCCAAGUAGUAGC
Ilyonectria robusta is the source of this 3415-nucleotide messenger RNA. RefSeq lists its product as uncharacterized. Gene Ontology annotation, molecular function: oxidoreductase activity; NADP binding; NAD binding. Lineage: Eukaryota; Fungi; Ascomycota; Sordariomycetes; Hypocreales; Nectriaceae. The transcript has 4 exons. Bases 34 to 3396 code for a protein of 1120 amino acids. The record is from RefSeq and is a predicted model, not a curated record.